GCGGGGAAGCAUUGCCCACGGAGGAGGCGGCCUCGGCGGCCCUGGCCGGGGCCGCUGCGUGGACGGGCCGCACGGGACAUGGACGGUUGUGGAAGAGCGCUGCGCCAGAUGGUGCCCCCCUCGCGACCUCUGGCCCGGGGCUGCUCGCUGGGCUCGGACGGUCAGAGGUCGCCACCCCGCGUGGCCCCCGGCGCCUACUCUCCGCCCGGCCCGGUGCCUCCCCACGCGUCCCCGAGGGUUGCCCGGCGGCGGCGGCCCGCGUCCCCGGAGCUGCUGCGCUGCAAGCGGCGAGCCGCUCCGGCACCCGGGGCUCCGAGCCCUCUGGGCCUGCAGCUGCAGCCUCCGGCCCCGCAGCCCCGGCCCGACCCGAGCCCCGGGGUGGGAGCGGCCGCCGUGGCCCGGCGCAACGAGCGCGAGCGCAACCGCGUCAAGCUGGUGAACCUGGGCUUCCAGACGCUGCGGCAGCACGUACCCAACGGCGCGGCGAGCAAGAAGAUGAGCAAGGUGGAGACCUUGCGCUCGGCCGUCGAGUACAUCCGGGCGCUGCAGCAGCUGCUAGCGCAGCAAGACGCCGCGGGCGCCGCCUUCCCCGCCGGGCUGCUGGGCGCGGGCCCCACGGGACCCGCGGGGUCCCCCCAGCCCCACGGGGCCCCGUGCGGGGGCACUGGGGGCCCCUGCCCCUACCCCAGCGCCUAUGCGUCGGGCUCGUCCUGCUUCGACUCGCCGUCCCCAGGCCGAGAGGGCAGCUCGGUACCCGGCUCCCCCCACUCGCCUUACUCGUCAGACGAGAGCGGCUACGAGGGGGUGCUGAGCCCCGAGGAGCGGGAGCUGCUGGAUUUCACCAGUUGGUUCGGGGGCUACUAAGAGGGCGCGUGCGCUGCCCCCCGAGCUCGACUGAACGCCGAGAGGACCCAGGCGUACCUCGGCGCCUUCCCGAGGAGAAGCCGCGGAGCCUGACCUUGCCACCUG
Sarcophilus harrisii (Tasmanian devil) is the source of this 969-nucleotide messenger RNA. RefSeq names its product achaete-scute family bHLH transcription factor 2 (gene ASCL2). Gene Ontology annotation, biological process: regulation of transcription by RNA polymerase II; developmental process. Bases 79 to 864 code for a protein of 261 amino acids. The transcript is spliced from 2 exons. The record is from RefSeq and is a predicted model, not a curated record. Lineage: Eukaryota; Metazoa; Chordata; Mammalia; Dasyuromorphia; Dasyuridae. Gene Ontology annotation, molecular function: protein dimerization activity; RNA polymerase II transcription regulatory region sequence-specific DNA binding; DNA-binding transcription factor activity, RNA polymerase II-specific.